CGCCGGCCGCACGACCGAGUCGGUGCGGCUCCCUGGCGGCUGGAGGGAGGUGCGGCCCUGAGGAGAGGGCGGCGACGGUGGGCCGGCCGGGGAGACGAGGCCGGUGUGGCUGCAGAGGAGGGAGCGAGGGGCGCGUCUGCGCUCGGGGAGACCCACGUGUGGCGGAGCUGAGCUGCCACUGAAGGAAGGGUCGGGACUAAUUUAGAGACCUGGAAAUAAAAUGGUGCAGCGUUGUACUGCAAGUCAACCAAUACAGCAAUUUAAGUCACUUCUGUAAUGGAAAAGUAUGAAAAAUUAGCUAAGAUUGGAGAAGGGUCUUACGGGGUUGUUUUCAAAUGCAGAAACAGAACCUCUGGACAAGUGGUAGCUAUUAAAAAAUUUGUGGAAUCUGAAGAUGAUCCUGUUGUUAAGAAAAUAGCAUUAAGAGAAAUACGUAUGUUGAAGCAAUUAAAGCACCCAAACCUUGUGAACCUCAUUGAGGUGUUCAGGAGAAAAAGGAAAAUGCAUUUAGUUUUUGAAUACUGUGAUCAUACACUUUUAAAUGAGCUGGAAAGAAAUCCAAAUGGAGUUGCUGAUGGAGUGAUCAAAAGUAUAUUAUGGCAAACACUUCAAGCUCUUAAUUUCUGUCAUAAACAUAAUUGUAUUCACAGAGAUGUAAAACCUGAAAAUAUUCUGAUAACUAAGCAAGGAAUAAUCAAGAUCUGUGACUUUGGAUUUGCACGAAUUCUGAUUCCAGGAGAUGCCUACACUGAUUAUGUCGCUACAAGAUGGUACCGAGCUCCUGAACUUCUUGUGGGGGAUACUCAGUAUGGUUCUUCAGUUGAUGUAUGGGCUACUGGUUGCGUUUUUGCAGAGCUCCUGACAGGCCAGCCCCUCUGGCCUGGAAAAUCAGAUGUGGAUCAGCUUUAUCUGAUAAUCAGAACACUGGGAAAACUAAUCCCAAGACAUCAAUCUAUCUUUAAAAGUAACCAGUUUUUCCAUGGCAUCAGUAUUCCUGAACCAGAAGAUGUGGAAACUCUUGAAGAAAAGUUCUCAGAUGCUCAUUCCAUGGCUUUGAAUUUCAUGAAGGAGUGUCUGAAGAUGAAUCCAGAUGACAGGUUAACCUGUGCCCAACUCCUGGAGAGCCCCUACUUUGAUUCUUUCCGAGAGGACCAAAUUAAAAGAAAAGCACGUAAUGAAGGAAGAAACAGAAGACGGCAGCAGAAUCAACUGUUGCCUCUCAUACCAGGAAGCCACAUCUCCCCCACACCUGAUGGAAGAAAACAAGCCCUCCACUUAAAAUUUGAUCAUCUUCCAAACAUUUAGGAAAAUGUUCUUUCAUGUGGAAAGUAAUUUAAUAUGUACACAUUUUUGUACAAGACAGAUAGGAAUUCUCAGUGUUUCAAAUGCAAAUGAGCCAUAUGAAAAUUAAGAUGCCUUUCUAGAAUUGUUUUUGCUCUGAUCAUUACUGAUUCCUCUGCCCGUGCUUUUCACAUGCCAACUUUAUCUUUCAGAACAUUUUCUUUAAAUGUUAUAAAGUCUGAAACUGCACAUAUGGAGGAGACAUUUUCAAUUUCAUCAGAGCAGCCCUUCUUGAGGCAAUUUAUAUUGAGAAUUUGUGGGCUUGCUAUACUUUGAUUUAUGAAAAAGAUUUGCAUAUAUCAUCUGGCUUCAACUGACCACAUAAUGUCUUAGAGCAAUCAAAUAGCUUGCCUAGCUGUUGUUUGUGUAAGGAAUGACAUUAUAUUUCUGCAUUUUAAUUCACUCUUAUUGUAACCAGGUCUGUUGAGUGAUACUGAUAUUUUAUACUGUGUUUUUAUAUUGGUGUAGGAAGGGAACCUUGAAAUGUCAUUUAGGCUUAUUCCUUGAUUCCAGGGCAGACUCUAAUUUCUCUGUCUCGUGAGACGUUGAUAAUUCCAUUUUUAAAGCUAGUGAGAGAAAAUGCCAUACGCUUACAUAGCAGAUAGUGGAUGAACUGCAAGGAAUUACCAUCCUCAUAAUAUGCUAGAAUAAUUGACUGCUGAUUCUAAUGCUGUCCUUUGGUACAUCAUGGCUUCUUAUCCUUUUCUCCUCCUGGCUAAAUCAUCUCACUACCUAAACCUAUCCUCCUGGGUGUAUUUUCUAAAAGGUUUAUUAUCAACAGUCUCUUCCAAACAUUUGCAUCCAUAGCCUCUAUGAACUUGUGCAGCCCUAAACUUGUGCAUCAUGAUCAGGUCAGGCUUCUAAAUGUUUCUGAGAGCAGGAAGAUUAUCUUUCUGUUAGCCUUCUUUUGUGUCUCUUACCAAAAAGAGAAGCAAACAAACAAAACACUUCCAUAGGUGAUCCCAAUUUACAUUGGGUAUUUUCCUAAGUAGACUUGACCAACAAUACCUACCUACAUACAUACAUACGUGUGUGUGUGUGUGUGUGUGUGUGUGUGUGUGUACGUACACAUAUAUUUAAUUAUAAAUUUUGAAGCACUAUAAUAGAUGACUUUUAUCCUGGACAUCUAAGAAUGACACAGAAUGUUUAGAGUAUUUUUCGUUUGCUAAUAAGGAACUCAUAAAAUAAUAGCAUGGAUCUGUCCAUCACGGUCUGGCAUAAAGACACAAAAUGGUGAUGUUCCUAUCCGUAAAUAUUAAGAGUAUUUCACUAACUCUUUUCUGCUCUUCGGUUUGAUGUGCUCACUGAACAUUGUCAAAUUUUGCAAAUACACAUAAUUCCAAAAAUUCUUUGUAUCUGGCCCCAGACAGCAAGCAGAAAUUGUUUAUAAGGAAACACAAUAACACCUAAUAUUCAUCUCUAAAAGUUUAUUGCACUUAUAAACCUGGCUAUGUAAAUUUCCAGAGAAUUUCAUUCAGUUAUUAGGAAGCAUCUCUUUACUAAGGAAUUGUGGCAUCUAAGCAAUAGUUCCUUGCCCACUGGAAGGACAUUCUAAGUGGGCUUAUUUGGCCAUUUAACAUUCUGAGAAUGAAUAUAAGCUGUUAGGUACUUCUUAUUUUCACCGCACUAUUGAGAAUGUGCCUCUUCAGAUUUGUUUCUUGCAUUUUUAGUAAGAUGGUACCACAGGUGCAAGGAAAAUGAGAAAUAAAAGAUAAAAGGGAACUUUGCUGAGAGAUUUCUUUUUAGCUUUCAUUGUGUUUUUAUCAUGUAAGCCUUCUUUUCUUAUUGCCAAACCACUCAUGCUGCCCCAGCUCUCCCAAGUAUGUAUAAUACAUAUAUAAUACACACACAUACACACACACACACACACACACACAGAAAGUAAGAAGACAGCACAAAACUCCCUUGCUCAUUUUGCUUAAUUAUAAUUGUGCUUCAAACAGUAAUGGGGUUUGGGGCAUAUGUUAAUAGGGUGACUGUCUUCCCUAAUUUUUGCUUACGUUUGAGAAUUAAUUCAAACUAGCAUUUCACAAUUGUUUUUCCUUAGAUCUAUCACUUAGGUCUCAUUGGAGAGGCGAAAGCAUCUAAUGCUUAGAAAAAUGUUCUGAUGCAAGCAUAUCACCACAAAGUAAAAAAACAAUGACAUUUGCAUACUUGACUUGCCCUGGGUGACCCAGGCCACGUAGCUUCUGCUGCAUGAAUCACCCAGGCGCACAGAUCUCAGACAGCAACCUUUUCCUGUUUCCAGUGCAUAUUUCUCACCACUGCACUACACAGAAUCCCUUGCAUUCCUCAGCCACAUGGAAGACAGUUGCACUUCAGUGUCUAGGACCCAAAUUAAGUAAUGAUUUGUAGAACUUACCCUCAGCAAAUAGUUUUGCCCUAGGCUCCUCACAGAAGCCCACACAAUUCUGUAAACACUCCUUUCCUUCACAGUCUUGUAUAGUUUCUGGCUUACCUGGGACUUGUGCCACCUGUGCCAGCUUUCCAGCUGUUUCAUUUAUUUAUAUAGCUUUUUUUUUGGUGCUGUCCAAAUACCGCGCCGUCAGGGUGAGCAAUGCCACGUGAAUACUUCCUUUUCUCCACUUCUGCAUGACCUCUGUGCUCCCUGGUUUUUUCCAAUUUUCCGCGCGUGGACCUGAGAGUCUCCAAGCUGUUUUGUUUGUUUGUUUGUUUGUUUGUUUGUUUGUUUGCAGAACACUUUGCAGGGAGUUAAAAAUGCAGACUUCACUUCUUCUUAGUGCCCCUGCUGCUUGGGGAAGAAGAAAACGCAUCAUAGAAAAGGACAUUUAAUUAGACCUGUAUCAGCCCCGUAAGCCUAUUUGCUUGGACUGUCUUUAGUUUCCAUUUCAGUCCUGGUGAUAUUUGAAUGUAGUCAUUGUUCCAACUUGCCCCAACCACAAAGCCCUUUUGGAGGGUCACUUUUUGAAGAUUGUUUUAACUGGACUGAAGCACUGAAAAGUUGUGUUCAAGAGGCUUUUGAAUGCUUUGGAUUAGGGAGAUGAUUGAGGAGAGGGUGAAAACAAGCUCUCAGGCAGGGAUUGAAGAGCUGAGUGGGGCAUAGGUGUCCCCUCUCCUAAAUUAGCUGUGUCACUGCUCUUCAUUGCUCCUGCAGAUCCCCAAACUACAACACCUAAGAAAAGUAACAAGUUAUUUAGCUUGCUUGCCAUAGAAUUACAAUUUUUUUCAAAAAGAUGACAAUUUCUUAGUCAUUUGUCACCACCAAUGAUGUCCAAUCAUGGUUUUAGAACAAAGGGCACAAAUUCACCCACCCACCCCAAAUUUUAAAACAUACUACCAGAAGAGGAAUGAUCCUAAAAUUUCACAAAAUAGUAUAAUCUUGAAAAAAUUGAGGUGUCUGUGUAGAUAUUAGCUGAAUCACAACUAUACAGAUUUUUUUAAUGCAUACAGUUGAGGCAUAAAGAUAAAAUGUCACAAGUUAAAGUAAUGUUCUCGGUAUGUGUAUGUGUGUUUGUCUUUGAUUAAAAUCAUUAACUUAGCAACUUCAUUCUUGUUUUAGUAGAUGACUAAAAGUCUUUAAGAUUGGUAGUUUAGAGAAUAAUAGAAAUACUAUUUGGCCUGGAAGUUAGGACACCAGGUUUUAGGCCUGGCUUGCCACUCUUUAGCCUUGUCAUGACGUGUAACUUUUCUGUGCCUUCAUUUUCUUGUUGUAAAAUAAGAGAGUAGAUAAAUUAGAUGGUCUAAGGAUCCCCUUCAGCUCUAAAGCUCUGUGAUUCUCUAUAGCACGUGUCCUGGACACAUGUCCC
Messenger RNA from Hipposideros armiger (great roundleaf bat), 5108 nucleotides. RefSeq names its product cyclin dependent kinase like 4 (gene CDKL4). Gene Ontology annotation, cellular component: nucleus. The transcript has 10 exons. Gene Ontology annotation, biological process: protein phosphorylation. NCBI's taxonomy places the organism in Eukaryota, Metazoa, Chordata, Mammalia, Chiroptera, Hipposideridae. Gene Ontology annotation, molecular function: ATP binding; protein serine/threonine kinase activity. Bases 277 to 1305 code for a protein of 342 amino acids. The record is from RefSeq and is a predicted model, not a curated record.